GGCCACUGCCGCGAACGCCUAUGUGAUUCGGCGGGUCUGCUGUUCUUCUUCUCCUGUUGCUGGCGUUCGUUCUGUUAACAAAUGUCCACGUUGAUCACAUUGCAUGUCAUUGUGUCAUACAUACUAUGAUACACCUAAAGUUGAGGCACCCUCUUUCAGCUUAUUUCCCAUUCAUUCCGAUCACUACUACCAUCUCUCACCAAAUUCACCAUGGUUUCCCAUAUUCCAAAACCAGUUCAUAUUCAUCCCAACCCAAGCACCCACAACACUUGCUCUCCAUUCUUCUAAAACACCCACCAUCCCAUCGCCACCACAACAAAACCACCCAACAAGUCCACUCUUACACCAUCACCUCUGGCCUCUUCCACUUCCCUCUUUUUUACACCCACCUCACUUCUUUGCUACUCUUCAAUAACAUUAUUCGUUCUUAUUUUCUUGUCUCAUUACCCCAACAAGCCCUUUACUUCUUUGCAUACACCCAAAAGUCCCUUACUUUCUUGUCAUAUCCUUUACUUGACACCUUCACUUUUGCAUUCCUAUGCCAUGCUUGUGCCAACUCAACCUGUACCCACUUUGGGAUCCAGCUCCAUUCCCUUAUUUUCAAGGUGGGGUUUCAGUUUCAUGUCUAUGUGCAAACUGGGCUCCUUCAGAUGUACUCAAAUUUUGGCCGUUUGGUUGAGUCCUUCAAGGUGUUCGAGGAAAUGCCUGAGAGAAACACUGUCACUUGGAAUGUUUUGAUCACCGGUUUGGUCAUGUGGGGUGAGGUUGAACUUGCUUGUUCAGUGUUUAAUCAAAUGCCAGACCGGAGUGUGGUCUCGUGGACCCUUGUUAUGGAUGGUUACACUCGCUCGAAUCAGCCUGCGAAGGCUUUGUCUUUGUUUAGGGAAAUGGUUGUUGUUCAUGGUAUAGAACCUAAUGAAGCUACUUUCUUGACUAUUUUUCCCGCAGUUGCAAAUUUAGGGUAUGUUAAGAUUUGUCAAUUAGUUCAUGGUUAUGUAGAAAAGAAAGGGUUCAAUGAAUUUGAUACACGCCUUUGUAAUGCACUGAUUGAUCUGUAUGCAAAGUGUGGAUGCAUAGAUAGUGCAAUUAGAUUCUUCAAUGAGAUACCAGAGCAUAGGAAGAAUUUGGUAUCAUGGACUUCAGCUAUCUCUAGUUUUGCUAUGAAUGGGAUGGGGAGGGAAGCUGUGGAGUGUUUCGAAAUGAUGGAGAAAGCCGGGCUGAGGCCGAACUGCGUGACAUUCUUGUGUGUCUUGAAUGCUUGUAGCCAUGGUGGAUUGGUGGAGGAGGGGCUCAAGUUUUUCAAUAAAAUGGUGAAUGAUAUUCAGCUUGUGCCUGAUAUCAAGCACUAUGGAUGUCUGAUAGAUAUGUUAGGGAGGGCUGGGAGGUUAGAGGAAGCAGAAAAUGUUGCCUUGCAAGUGCCUCUUGAUAUAGCCAAUGUUGUGAUUUGGAGAACACUGUUGGGUGCUUGUAGUGUUCAUAAUAAUGUUGAAAUUGGUCAGAGGGUAACAAGAAAAAUAUUAGAGAUGGAGAAAAGACAUGGUGGGGAUUAUGUUCUUAUGUCCAAUAUCUUUGUUUGUGUUGGGAGAUUUAAUGAUGCUGAGAGGUUAAGGGAAAUGAUAGACAAGAGAAUUGCAUUUAAAAUUCCUGGUUAUAGUUCAGUCUAAAUCAUAUAUAGUAAUAACAUAGGUGUCUACCAUCAUUUGUAGAAGAGAUGUGGAAAAACCUUUGAACAUUGGGGGAAAAUUGUCCCGAAGUAUGGCA
Arachis duranensis is the source of this 1761-nucleotide messenger RNA. Its product is annotated as pentatricopeptide repeat-containing protein At1g09220, mitochondrial. The transcript has a single exon. The record is from RefSeq and is a predicted model, not a curated record. The coding region runs from base 126 to 1664 and encodes 512 amino acids. Gene Ontology annotation, molecular function: RNA binding; protein binding. NCBI's taxonomy places the organism in Eukaryota, Viridiplantae, Streptophyta, Magnoliopsida, Fabales, Fabaceae. Gene Ontology annotation, biological process: RNA modification.